Molecule: messenger RNA, 234 nt
Organism: Rodentolepis nana
Lineage: Eukaryota; Metazoa; Platyhelminthes; Cestoda; Cyclophyllidea; Hymenolepididae
Source: the annotation of a GenBank genome assembly
AUGAUCUCUGAUGUACGAUCAGCAGAAGACCUCAACAACGGAUUGCAAAAGUACCUCGUCGAUCUGCACAUCUUUCUCCUUAUACGCAUCAACUGCUAUGUUCUCGAUGCAAGCUACUGGCCACUUGAAGUGGGCACUUCAACAAUUAGCUGCAACCACACAGCCUCUCUGAAGAAUAGUCGUAGGCACUUUGAUUUGAAUGAGCGACCAAUCAAAAUGAAACAAAAUCUAUGA